AUGCAGCCGUACGGCUCUCAUCCUGUGGCAAUGCCACCCCCGACGGCCCUGCCGCCCGCUGCCUUGCAGCCUCGUGUGCCUCCGCACCCUGCGGCUCUGCAGCCUCCCAUGGUUCUGCAGCUUCCUGCUGCACCGCAGUAUCCUGCGUACUCGGACUUUGGUGCUGGGCGUCAGCACCCUGCUGUCUCGCAGCCUCUCGCUGCUUCGCAGCCCUCGUCCGACCCGGCGGUAUCGCCUCAGAGCUCACCCGAGCAGGGUCCCGGUAUGGCUAAAGCAAGCCAACGUAAAAUACCGGGUGCGUACGCAUCUUCUUCGGAAGAUUGA
Messenger RNA from Phytophthora nicotianae INRA-310, 324 nucleotides. RefSeq lists its product as hypothetical. The record is from RefSeq and is a predicted model, not a curated record. The transcript has a single exon. NCBI's taxonomy places the organism in Eukaryota, Oomycota, Peronosporomycetes, Peronosporales, Peronosporaceae. Bases 1 to 324 code for a protein of 107 amino acids.